AUGUCUCGUCCCUCGAUCGCCAUCUUUGGCGGCAAUGGCUUUCUCGGGCUGGCGUUGGUUCGCCACGGCGUGAAAAGAGGCUACGACGUGCUUGCCAUCAGCCGCCGGGGCGAGCCGCCAGCGGGGAUCGAAGCCCAGCCCUGGGCGAGCUCUGUCCAGUGGCUCAAGGGCAAUAUCUUUGAACCAAACACUUAUGCCGACAAAUUGAAAGGCGUCGACACCGUGGUCCACUCGAUUGGCUUGUUAUUUGAGGACCCCCGCUACAAGAAGAUCGCCAACUCCAACUUGAAGCUGGUGGACGAUAUUGCCCAAACCAUCAGCUGGGCGGCGCUGAAAGGGUCAAACCCGAUGGACCGCAGCUACUACCACACCUACGAGGCCGUCCAGCGCGAUCUGGCGGUGGUGUUGGCCGAUACCUUCGUCCAGGCUAACCCCGAUAAGGGUCAUACCAUGGUGUAUAUCAGUGCCGACAGCCAGCCGCCGUUGGUGCCGCUGGACUACCUCACCACCAAGCGCGAGGCCGAGUUCGAGUUGCUGAAUAAACCCGAUUUGCGGGCGAUAUUGAUGCGCCCGGGGUUCAUGUACGACGCCCACUCCCACCACUUUGCCAACCGCGAUAUCGUUAAAGGGGUGCUUCAAAUCGGGUACUCGAUCAAAGAUUGUCUCUUUGGCAACAAGAUCAAGGCGCUCAACAACGCCAUCAAGCCGCCGGUGCUGACGGACCAGGUGGCGGAGGCGAUGUACGCUAAGAUCGAGCUGGGGACGCUGGGGGUGGUGCCGCUCGACGAAAUCAAGAAGUUUAAGGCCUGA
This is a messenger RNA of Diutina rugosa, 810 nucleotides long. RefSeq names its product ubiquinone biosynthesis protein. Gene Ontology annotation, cellular component: mitochondrion. The record is from RefSeq and is a predicted model, not a curated record. Bases 1 to 810 code for a protein of 269 amino acids. The transcript has a single exon. Gene Ontology annotation, molecular function: protein-containing complex binding. Lineage: Eukaryota; Fungi; Ascomycota; Pichiomycetes; Serinales; Debaryomycetaceae.